Molecule: messenger RNA, 1613 nt
Organism: Megalobrama amblycephala (Wuchang bream)
Lineage: Eukaryota; Metazoa; Chordata; Actinopteri; Cypriniformes; Xenocyprididae
Gene: nim1kb
Product: NIM1 serine/threonine protein kinase
Exons: 3
Coding region: 43-1344 (433 amino acids)
Biological process (GO): microtubule cytoskeleton organization; protein phosphorylation; intracellular signal transduction
Cellular component (GO): cytoplasm
Molecular function (GO): protein serine/threonine kinase activity; tau-protein kinase activity; ATP binding
Source: RefSeq, a predicted model, not a curated record
UUGCCUCUUGGUUACUGUUUUUCAGCCUUAAGCAGCUGCAAAAUGCCUGCACAGGCAAGUCAGGUGUUGCCACAGGUGCAUCGGCACAGCCUUUAUACUCUGACGGACAGCUCAGAAUGUGGGUCAGACAAGGAAGAGGAGGAAGACCCUUCCAAGCGCCUGACACCCCUGGAAAAAUUAACGCUGGAAAUGUGCAAUGAUGAAAACACCAUAAAGGAGCUGACGGUGGGCAGAAGGGUGGGCUUCUACAAAGUCCAUGGUCAGAUCGGCUGUGGGAACUUUUCGAAGGUCAAACUGGCCGUCCAUGCCCUAACCAAAGACAAGGUUGCCAUUAAGAUCAUGGAUAAGAUGAGGCUCGAUCUGCAGACCCAGAGGAUGCUGUCCAGAGAGAUCUCCAACAUGGAGAGCUUGUAUCAUCCAAACUUAUUGCAGCUCUAUGAAGUACUGGAGACGCCAAGUCGGUUGUACCUGGUUCUUGAGUUCGCUGGAGGAGGAGACCUCCACACCAGAAUCAGCUCUGGAGGAAAACUCUCUGACCGAGAAAGCAAGAUUGUAUUCGCCCAAAUCCUGUCAGCUGUCAAAUACAUGCACGAGAACAACAUCAUCCAUCGAGAUCUGAAGGCUGAAAAUGUUCUUUAUACAACCAACUCCUGCAUAAAAGUGGCUGACUUUGGCUUCAGCAAGAAGGUCAAGAAUCGAAACCAAGCCCUAGACACCUUUUGCGGCUCUCCUCCUUAUGCAGCUCCGGAGCUCUUCAAAGAUGAGUCUUACAUUGGGCCACCUGUGGAUGUGUGGGCAAUGGGUGUCCUUCUCUUUUUCAUGGUGACUGGCACCUUGCCUUUCCGUGCUGACACUGUGGCCAAGUUGCGUCAAAGUGUGCUGGAGGGGGCUUAUGUUCUGCCAACCUGGGUAUCAGCUCCAUGUCAGCGGCUGAUCCAGGGGAUCCUGAAGCCAGAACCGUUAGAGCGAUGCGCACUGGACCAGAUGUUGGGCUGCGAAUGGCUGUUGCCAGUGGAACUAUUCCGCCCAAUUCCUCCCUUAUACCAGCUCAACCCCAUUCAUCUGCUUGAGGGCGGUCCAGGGGAGUUAGACAGAGACCAGGAGGAGGUAAAAGGUAUGUUGGAGAAACUGGGAGUCACUCAGGAACAUAUUGUCAAUAACCAAGGAAAGCGCAUGCGCAGUCCCAUUACAGGGGUUUACCGCAUACUCCUGCACAGGGUUAAGAUAAACAGGGGAGCUGAGUCUGCACCUACAAUCAGUGGAGUCGUCAAAGAUCCUAAAAGAGACAGUCUACGUGCCUACAGGAAUCUACGGCACUCCUCAAAACUGUGUGUUCUUUCUUAAAGGGAUAGUUCAGGGGUAGGCAAGUCUGGUCCUAGAGAGCCGCUGUCCUGCAGAGUUUAGCUCCAACCCUAAAAAAACCCUCACCUGCCUUUAGCCUUAGUAAUCCUGAAGAGCUUGAUUAGCUUGUUCAGGUGUGUUUGAUUAAGGUUGGAGCUAAACUCUGCAGAACAGCAGCUCUCUAGGACCGAACUUACCUACCCCUGGGAUAUAGUUCAUCCCUUUUAUUUAGUUUUUUUUUUUUCAUAGUACAAUGAAAGUCAGUCGGGCCC